AUGAAGUCUCAAUCCCGCAAGCUGAAGCGGCUCUGCCACCAGUGCACGAUACGAGGCGAGAAUAUUCAACAUAAGAUGCCAAUCAAGAAAAAACAAGAAAGGAAAACAGAACAACUGAAACAAACAUUGAAGAGGAAUGACAAAGGGAGAGGAAAUGGAGAAAAGAACACAAGGAGACUUCAUACUGUCCCCAAGAGGAAGACCGAAGAAAGCUUGAAAGACUUCAUGGGCAACAAGAUUAAAGUAGUAACAGUAUCGGUUAUUUUACCGUAUCUUGACUACCAGCGAGUCAGCGAGACCCCCGGAACAGCCGUUGUGUUGACCGACUCCAUUGAUGCCCGGCUCAUCCACACCUUCGCCCACAAACUUAACUUCACUUUCGAUGUCCAUGAGGAUGUGAACCGCACUUGGGGAGUGGAGACGAACGGUACCUUCACCGGGAGCAUUGGUCUCCUCCAGCGGGAGCAAAUGGACUUUACCACCAUUACAGCACCGACGGCAAAGCGCCUCAAAGUUGUUGAUUUUUGUAUUGCUUAUCCUACCGAAUCCUUAUCAAUAACCUCCCUCAAGCCAUCGCUGCUGCCUAAAUACCUCGCUCUCAUACGUCCAUUUGAAGGGAAGCUGUGGGUGAUGCUGCUGGUGACGGUGGUGAUAUGGGGCGUGACCCUGUGGCUGCUGCAGAGGGCGUGGCAGUGGGUGACGGGAGGCCGUCCCGUGGCGCUCAACGCCACCAUCCUAUACGCCUGGGGGGCGCUCCUGCAGAACCUGCCCUCACAACCCUCCGCCACCUUCUCUGGCAGGAUGUUGGUGGGUUGGUGGCUUGUGUUCUGUCUGAUAGUCACCACGGGGUUCACCUCGUCUCUGGUGGCGCACCUUACUGUACAAGGCAGGUCCCGGCCCCUGGAGACCUUCCAGGACCUGGUGAACCAGCCUGGCUGGAGGUGGGCAACUCCUCAAUGGAUGUUGUCGGAAGCAGUUGUUGAUUACUUUAUAAAGCAUCCAAAUCCUGCAGUCAAUGAAGUUUAUCAUAAAAUGGAGAUCAUAAAGGAGGCGGACCCACUGAAAAUGGUGCUGGCGGGGGGGUUAUCCUUCAUCUUCCCUAAGAACUUUGCCAUCAUCAACGUGGCCACACGAUACACGGAUGAACGAGGCAACACUCCCUUCUACAUCAGCAGGGGCAUUCCUAUCGUCUUGUCCAUAGGAUGGUGCAUCAGAAAAGGUGCACCUUUCCGCCAACGAUUCAAUCAACUGUUGACUCGUCUGGAUGCUGCCGGAGUAAUUACCUCUUGGACUGAAGACGUAAUAGCCAAAAAAGUAAAGGAAAUGAGAAAAGCUAUAAAAUCGGACACUAAUCCUAUUCUCGGAGAUGCAAUUCAGGAUGACGGGCACCAGAUGGUGUUGAGCCUCAACCAUCUGCAGGGAGCCUUCUACAUGUUGCUGGUGGGCUCCUGCGUCGCCUUCCUCACCCUGCUGGUGGAGAACCUCGCCCACUGCUGCUCCUCGCCUCAGUAACACCUUCCUCACCCUGCUGGUGGAGAACCUCACCCACUGC
Messenger RNA from Procambarus clarkii (red swamp crayfish), 1552 nucleotides. The record is from RefSeq and is a predicted model, not a curated record. NCBI's taxonomy places the organism in Eukaryota, Metazoa, Arthropoda, Malacostraca, Decapoda, Cambaridae.